AUGGCGCCGCUGAACCAGGCUUCAUUGGAAGCCAUCCACCGACUCCGAAACUAUGUUCCUCCGCCCACUGCGUACGAGGAUGUCCCAGUGACCAGGCGAGCGGCAGUACUGCUGCUGCUGUACGCCGAUGCGAAAGGAGACCUGAGAGUCGUGAUUACGAUCCGGGCCAAGACAUUAAGUUCAUGUCGAGCAGAUGCGUCAUCGGAGACGCCGUUCCAGACCGCACGUCGCGAAGCAUGGGAAGAGAUCGGGCUACCGGGAAUCGAUCAGCCCCUUCCCCACCCCUUCACAGUCGAACAUCUCUGCGAGUUACCGGCAAAUCUUGCCAAAACAGAAGUCGUGGUUCGGCCCUGCGUGGCUCUAUUACACUCAUACGAUGCACAGACGGGCCAGAAUGCGGACCCCGAGAUCUCGCUCAUUCCUAAGCUAGAUGCGAGGGAGGUGGCUGCUGUUUUUACGGCGCCGUUUUACAGUUUUUUGCGUUUGAGGGAUGACGAUGAGCAGUUGCCUCCGAAUUCACAGGAAGAUUCAAUUGUGGGUUCAGCUCAGGCUGAUCAGGGUUCGUUGGGCGCGGACGCUAACGAGACGGAUCCGGGGGAAUGGUAUCGAGGAUCGUGGAGUUUGUGGCACAAUUCCAACUGGCGCAUGCACCAGUUCUUUGUUCGUGCCAAUACCCGGGUGGUCAAGCCAAAGCCCCACAAGAAUGUUGAACUAGCGGCGGAUGCGGAUGGACAGGUCCAGCGCUAUCGCGUGUUCGGCAUGACAGCACGCAUUAUUGUGGAUGCCGCACGCGUGGCUUAUGACCAGGAGCCAGAGUUCGAGCAUAACAGUCAUUUUGGAGACGAGGCUAUGAUCGCCAAGUUAAGGCGUCUGGGUCGUCUCAGUGCAGUUCGUAGACGAUCUGAUCAAUUGACUCGUGAGACAAUGGAGAGGGCAGCCAAACUUAGUUAG
Messenger RNA from Penicillium longicatenatum, 951 nucleotides. RefSeq names its product NUDIX hydrolase. Gene Ontology annotation, molecular function: acetyl-CoA hydrolase activity; coenzyme A diphosphatase activity. The record is from RefSeq and is a predicted model, not a curated record. Lineage: Eukaryota; Fungi; Ascomycota; Eurotiomycetes; Eurotiales; Aspergillaceae. The transcript is spliced from 4 exons. Gene Ontology annotation, biological process: coenzyme A catabolic process. The coding region runs from base 1 to 951 and encodes 316 amino acids.